This is a messenger RNA of Notodromas monacha, 2385 nucleotides long. NCBI's taxonomy places the organism in Eukaryota, Metazoa, Arthropoda, Ostracoda, Podocopida, Cyprididae. The record is from the annotation of a GenBank genome assembly.
GUUAUGAAUUCCCGUUUUAUUACGUAGGAUUUGGGAUACUUUGUAUCGUAUUCCCAUUUUACAACCAGUUUUCAUAGUGGCAAAGUUGUUCGUGUUACCUCCUCUGCAGCCUCUAGUCCAGACACAAUUCGAAGCUGCUUGUGAACAAAUGAUGGACAUUGGAAUAUCAGAUUUCACUAUGAUCCCAGGCCAGUCUCCUUCGCCUGUGGAACGUCUACCUCCAAUUGGAUUCGAACGUUCAUUGAGCAAUCCAUCCCCUACUUUGACUCCUUCGUUGUUCACCCAGACAACGCCGAAAGAUCGGUGCAAGAUUCGUCGUGCCAAGUUUUAUGACAGAAUGGAGUUCGUCUGUGUUCUGAAACAAGUCGUUCCUCGUGGUGUUAUUCGUAUUGUUGCUUCAGAUGAAUGGAAAUUUCCGAUCUGGAAUGGGAACCUGGAUGAAUCCGCGACGUUGCCGCCACAAAUGCUCGGUUCCUCGUCGCCGUCGGAUGGGUUUACUAAUGCUGCGGGAACUGCCUGGCAUGCGUCGGAUACCUAUUAUGCUUUCAAUCACAAGGAAAUACCUAGGUGCGCUUUUCGUAUGUUCGUCGGCGGAAUGCCGAACUCGAUGUCAGCGAAGCAGUUGGCAACAGUCCUUAAUGACAUUUUUGGACACGUCGAUUGCGUAAGGAUUCAGUUUAAUCCUGGGAAUUCGAAUCCGAGCCGUUGUGCCACGGUGGAUUUCUGGCACGUUGCUUCUGCCUUUGCCGCCGUCUAUUACCAAAGAUUGAACAUUUAUCCCUUCAUCAAGAACAGUGCGUGGUGUUCGCACUGCCGGGAAGUGACGUAUGAGCCGAUUCUGUGUCGUGAGGUGGCGUGCAUGACAAAGUAUAUGUGCUUGAUGUGCUGGAAGAAGUCUCAUCGUCAACAAACCAUGGGCCGAGCUGACCACGAGCCACUCAUGCGUCACCCAACAGAGGAGGUGAAGAACAUCCAAAUGUGGUUCCGGUUUCCACCGUCUUUGCUAGAGAUGAUCAAGAACAGCGUAGAGUUUCCGGAGUAUUUGGCUAAGAUGAGCGACGCGAAUAAGCCAGUUGCCCUGCAAGAUCCUAACGUCGCCGAAAUAAUGGCUCGUAUUGAUGGCCACGAUGUCCUUUGUCAUGCGUGUCACGUUUCGCCACCGCCAACUGCCAUGGGUCUGCACGAUUCUCCGCGCAUUAACUCUGACUAUUAUGAAGGGAUAUGGAAUGCUUCUACUGCUUUGUUGCAACUGAUCAACAGCCAAAGUUAAGGUGUUGGACGCAAUUCGCGGAAGGAGAGGAAAAGACUUACGUAACAUAACACUUGAAUCUUUCGACUUCGAGAAAUAUUUCCAGCAAUGUUUAACUGUUGCAGUUGAUGUUGAGUUGGUUCCCGAGUGAAACGAGUCCCAUUCCGAAUGAAUGUGUGCGAAGAACAGAACAAACCCUGUAAGCUUGGAUUUGGAUCUGACUAGGUGUAUUGUGUGACUGGAGUCUGCUCAUCUCGCGUUAUCUUUGCUUCGUAACAAGGUUGAUCGGAUGUGAUACGAAGUCCAGGGCGUGUCAGCAGCGGGGGGGCGUGUUUCUGCUCUGGGCCAUUUGACAGAGCCAGUCUUGCCUGUCCCCUCCCCCUGGUGCGCGUCGCGAAUCUCUUUGCUGCUGCUUAAAGCGCUGGCCUCGUGGCCAGAUUGUAACUAAAUUUGUUCUGACGGGCGCGUUUUCCCGAGCUCAAGUUUGAAUCGAUUAUUACCCAGUAUUCCAAAAGAAACAAGGGAUUGUGUUGAAAAAAUUUUCGUACGCCUGCGGUGUGGGAGUUUGGAAUGUGAUAAGCGUUGGGAGGUUUUGCCAGCUGCACUUCCGGAAUACUCGCAAGCGAGUGGGCAUUGUGGGCGGGUUUUUACUUUCAUUCGGGUUUUUUGCCGUUUUUAUUAGAGAAAUCGGAUUGUGAUGAUCAAUGCUGACAUGCGAAGUUCUACCGUCAACCCCGUUAAGCUUUUUGAUUCGGGUUUGCUCCUAGACGGGCUGGAAUUGUCAGCCUUGUGAUAAGCCCAGUUCAUCACACGGGGUUUGAACCGAUAUGACAUGACAGGUCCGCUUUUGCUUUAACCUCUUGACGCGCCGUGGGGGGUUUUUUUUUGUUCCGAUCAGGGUAGCCAAAUCAUGUUUCGGUUUUCAGUUUGUGGAGAUUUUUGUUCUUUCGGUUUUUGUGUGUGCGACUCCCUUGAGAUCUAUGUGGGAAAUUUUUCUCUGACGGAAGGCGGAUUCGGAGAAUGUACAUAUUGUAAGGAUGCGUCGUUCGGAAUUUUGAAAACAGUCGGAUACAAGGAAACGAGAAAGUAAAAUUUUGUUCGAAAUUUGCCGAGGGAAAUUUCAAGACGAGAAGCAA